AAAAAAAAAAAAAAAAAAAAAAAAAAGCCAAACAAAACUCUUGACAGGAGCUUUAACAACGACGAAAGAGAGGAUGCCUCUUAAAGGCAGAAGACUUUAACUAGGGGCGGGCGAGCAGAUGUGUGAGAUCUUCUAUUCAAAGAGUGGACAUAUAGCCCAGUUUUCAGAGCCACGUAUUCGAGCCCCGUGGGAUCCGGAGGCUGCCAACCAGCUCCAGCAUGCAGAACAAAGCGCCCUGGCCCCGUGUCUCUCGGACCAGUACAAGCAGGCUGUAGGUGUGGAAGUGCUGGACACCUUAGUUUUGCAACGAGGGAUAAGGAAGCUUGGUGGUGUCUUUGUCAACGGGCGGCCACUGCCGGACUCCACCCGGCAGAAGAUCGUAGAGCUAGCUCACAGCGGGGCCCGACCGUGCGACAUUUCCCGAAUUCUGCAGGUGUCCAACGGAUGUGUGAGUAAAAUUCUGGGCAGGUAUUACGAGACUGGCUCCAUCAGACCCAGGGCAAUCGGAGGCAGUAAGCCAAGAGUAGCGACUCCAGAAGUUGUAAGCAAAAUAGCCCAGUAUAAACGGGAGUGCCCGUCCAUCUUUGCUUGGGAAAUCCGAGACAGAUUACUCUCCGAGGGGGUCUGUACCAACGACAAUAUACCCAGUGUGUCAUCAAUAAACAGAGUUCUUCGCAACCUGGCUAGCGAAAAGCAACAGAUGGGCGCAGACGGCAUGUAUGAUAAACUAAGGAUGCUGAACGGACAGACCGGAAGCUGGGGCACCCGCCCUGGUUGGUAUCCCGGGACUUCAGUACCAGGGCAACCCACGCAAGAUGGCUGCCAGCAACAGGAAGGAGGGGGAGAGAACACCAACUCCAUCAGCUCCAAUGGAGAAGACUCAGAUGAGGCUCAAAUGCGACUUCAGCUGAAGCGGAAGCUGCAGAGAAACAGAACAUCUUUUACCCAGGAGCAGAUUGAGGCUCUGGAGAAAGAGUUUGAGAGGACCCAUUAUCCAGAUGUGUUUGCCCGGGAAAGACUAGCAGCCAAAAUAGAUCUACCUGAAGCAAGGAUACAGGUGUGGUUUUUUACAAGGGCCAAGUGGAGAAGAAAAAAAGCAAACCAGUCCUAUGGCAGCAACACCCCAGUCACAUUCCUAUCAGCAGGUUUCAGUACAAGUGUCUACCAGCCAAUUCCGCCCACCACACCUGUCUCCUCCUUCACAUCGGGUUCCAUGUUGGGCCGAACAGACACCGCCCUCACCAACACGUACAGUGCUUUGCCGCCGAUGCCCAGCUUCACCAUGGCAAAUAACCUGCCUAUGCAACCCCCAGUCCCCAGUCAGACCUCCUCGUACUCCUGCAUGCUGCCCACCAGCCCUUCAGUGAAUGGGCGGAGUUAUGAUACCUACACCCCUCCGCACAUGCAAACACACAUGAACAGUCAGCCCAUGGGCACCUCGGGAACCACUUCAACAGGACUCAUUUCACCUGGAGUGUCAGUUCCCGUCCAAGUUCCCGGAAGUGAACCUGACAUGUCUCAGUACUGGCCUCGAUUACAGUAAAGAGAGAGAAAGAGAGAGAAUGUGAUCAAGAGGGGGAUUGUGUUCACUCAGCCAAUGACUAUGUGGACACAGCAGUUGGGUAUUCAGGAAAGAGAGAGAAAUGGCUGUUAGAAGCACUUCACUUCACAACUGUGUCCUAUACUGGAGCCCGGGAAUGGACUAGAAACCAGGACCUUUGCGUACAGAAGGCACGGUAUCAGUUGGAACAAAUCUUCAUUUUGGUAUCCAAACUUUUAUUCAUUUUGGUGUAUUAUUUGUAAAUGGGCAUUUGUAUGUUAUAAUGAAGAAAAGAACAACACAGGCUGUUGGAUCUUGGAUCUGUGUUGGCUCAUGUGGUUGUUUAAAGGAAACCAUGAUCGACAAGAUUUGCCAUGGAUUUAAGAGUUUUAUCAAGAUAUAUCGAAUACUUCUACCCAUCUGUUCAUAGUUUAUGGACUGAUGUUCCAAGUUUGUAUCAUUCCUUUGCAUAUAAUUAAACAUGGAACAACAUACACUAGAUAUAUGUAAAAAAUAUCUGUUGGUUUUUCCAAAGGUUGUUAACAGAUGAAGUUUAUGUGCAAAAAAGGGUAAGAUAUGAAUUCGAGGAGAAGUUGAUAGCUAAAAGGUAGAGUGUGUCUUCGAUAUAAUCCAAUUUGUUUUAUGUCAAAAUGUAAGUAUUUGUCUUCCCUAGAAAUCCUCAGAAUGAUUUCUAUAAUAAAGUUAAUUUCAUUUAUAUUUGACAAGAAUACUCUAUAGCUGUUUUAUACACAUUUUCAUGGAAUCAUUUGUUUCUUUCUUGGCCAGCAGAAGUUAAUUGUUCUUAGAUAUAGCUGUAUUACUGUUCACAGUCCAAUCAUCUUGUGCAUCUAGAAUUCAUUCAUAAUCAAUUAAAAGUGCUUGCAAGAGUUUUAAACCCAA
Rattus rattus (black rat) is the source of this 2440-nucleotide messenger RNA. It is a transcript of the gene Pax6, whose product is annotated as paired box 6. The record is from RefSeq and is a predicted model, not a curated record. Gene Ontology annotation, molecular function: DNA-binding transcription factor activity, RNA polymerase II-specific; RNA polymerase II cis-regulatory region sequence-specific DNA binding. Lineage: Eukaryota; Metazoa; Chordata; Mammalia; Rodentia; Muridae. Gene Ontology annotation, biological process: anatomical structure development; regulation of transcription by RNA polymerase II.